AUGGCUAAUGUUAUAUCUUUAGUAGAUGGAUAUAUUUCAUUGUUGAAAUAUCGAAGUCCAACUUCUGGCCAGAUCAAUUUUAAUUCUUCAGUCACAGUCCUAUCUCCCACAGAUAUAUCAUCCUCUGUAGGAUCAUCUUUAACUUUAUCUUCACAUAUCUCAUCUUUAACUUCUAGCCCUAAUAGCGACAUUCCUACCACCACGAGCAUCUCUCCCGAUUUAUAUAUUUACGCCAAGGACGGAAGUGCGACAUUUCAGACAUUUUUCACUAAUACCCCUGCCACUUCUAAUUUUAACUUGAAUCCUGCCCCAUCACCAACUACUACUUCUGUUUCCACCCUGUCGUCACCAACAUUAACGUCUCCGACUAACAGUCUGACCUUGUCACCCUUAUCGACGUUAAGUCCGAGUCCUACCUCCCUUCCAAGUUCCACCACCAGUUCCACCACUAGUUCUAGUUCGAGUCUGACUUCUACGACAUUAUCUUCUAGUACCAGUUCUAGUACCAGUUCCAGUUCCAGCUCUAGUUCCAGUUCUAGUUCUAGUUCAAGUUCAAGUUCCUCGUCAUCUUCUACACAUUCUACCACAAGUGCAUCAAGUUCAAGUACUAUGACUUCGCUUGUAUCACCCACAAACACUCAGUUGUUUGGGGACUCAAGUGCUUCGAAUUCUUCGGCCCCUACAAGUUCGUUAUACUCAUCAUACUCUUCGUCAUCUGCAUCUGAGUCUAGUACAGACUCUUCUAGUUCCAGCAUCCAAAACUCCAGUUCUAGUUAUAGUUCUGUUUCCAGUUCUAGUUCUAGUUCAGUUUCCAGUUCUUCAGAUUCUUCCAGCUCAAGUGAUAGCUCUUCUGAGCUGUCCAGUAGCUCAUCUUCAAGUUAUAGCUCCAGUUCUAUUGCUUCUUCAAGCGAAGUUGAUUCAUCUUCACUGGUUGUUGCAGCCACAACGUCAAGUGAAUCAUCUUUGAUACCUUCUUCAUCAUCCAGUGCAUCAAGUUCUAUUUUUAGUUCAAGUUAUAUCAGUCCUAGCUCAAGUUCUGUAAUUUCAUCUAGCUCUUCUGACUUAACUUCGUCUAGUCACCAAGAAUCUUCUAGUCAUCAUACAUCUUCAAGUUCAAGUCCCAGUUCAUCCACUGAAGAAUCAUCUAGUUCUGAUGAUUCUUCAUCUUCUGGUGAUGCUUUUAUAACCACCACCACAUCAUCAUCAUCUUCUACUACAGCCACCACUUCACAUACAACCACAUUUAUGACAUCCUUCACGUCUACAUUAAGUGUAUCUCCUGAUACGACUAUAACUACCGUUGUUACUAUCCCCACAUCUGCCGUUGAAGCAGGUGCAACACCUCAAAGUACUGUCGAAAGAAAUUCUAAAUUAAUAGGAGGAUUAGUAGGUUCAGUAGGUGGUACUAUAGUCAUAGGAACAUUAGUAGUAUUAUUUCUUUUCUUGAAGAGGAGAAGACAACGGUCAUUUAAAAACCAAUCGCCUGAUUUUGAUGAUUCACCAGAAUUACCUCCAAAGGGAGGUUUAGCCAUGCUUUCCAGUGAUAGUGAUAGAUCUGGAAUGACAGAUUCUAAGUUUGGAUUUAAAAAGUUAUUUGGAUCCAAAUUAUUUACAGGAUCUACAACUAAUACUGCUUCCACUAUUGGAUUUGGUUCAGGUAUAGGUGCCGGUACAGCAGCUGCAGGAGGAUUUAUGGCAAGUAAUGAACCUGAAAGAUUAACUAAUUAUGGUACAACCGGUAAUACAACUACAGCUGCUGGUAAUAAUACUCAUGGAGAUUUUGAAUAUCGAGGAGUAGCUAAUAAUAAUAAUUUAGAUGCUUUAUUUAAAUCAUCUAAUUCAUCUCUGGGAUCUACUACUCGUCGUGCUUCAACUAAUUUCGGUAAGUCAACCCCAUCAUCCACUGCAUCCAAUACUUCUGAAGGUCGUAUUACUCGAUUAAAUUCUUUUGGACAUCCCCUAGCUGCUCCUGAUCAUUUUAAUUUCAAUGAAAGUGAAGAGUAUCAAAAUCAUCCUGAAGUUGUAGCUGGUAUACCCGCUGUAACUGUAGAAGAUUCACCAUUUCAAGAGCAUGAAGAAGUAUUUAAAUCAGACAGUUAUAACUAUGAUACCGAUACAGACUCUGGUUAUCAUGAUUCAGAUUAUGAUUUUGAACAUGAUGGAUUAGUUCAUCCUCAUGAUACUCGGAAUAUACUUAAUCCUCAUCAUGUAUUUGAUCCUAAUCAGGAAAUUGGCAGUAACAAUUCUCGGUCAUACUUCUCCGAGCAAAUUGAUUAA
Molecule: messenger RNA, 2277 nt
Organism: Scheffersomyces amazonensis
Lineage: Eukaryota; Fungi; Ascomycota; Pichiomycetes; Serinales; Debaryomycetaceae
Exons: 1
Coding region: 1-2277 (758 amino acids)
Source: RefSeq, a predicted model, not a curated record